Messenger RNA from Cornus florida, 1093 nucleotides. Its product is annotated as putative expansin-B2. Bases 161 to 973 code for a protein of 270 amino acids. NCBI's taxonomy places the organism in Eukaryota, Viridiplantae, Streptophyta, Magnoliopsida, Cornales, Cornaceae. The transcript has 4 exons. Gene Ontology annotation, biological process: sexual reproduction. Gene Ontology annotation, cellular component: extracellular region. The record is from RefSeq and is a predicted model, not a curated record.
AGCCCAGAUUUUGUUGUAAGGGCACACGGCCUCUGAUAUUUUGUAUGCAAUUGAAAACAAGUAAACAAGCACAGCUCUCACUCUAUAAAUAGCAGUCAAUUAAGUGACCAACACAUCAUUAAUACAACCAAUCUCUAUAGCAGCUACAUUAAUUUUGAUCAUGUCUCUAAUUAAUCUUAACUACUCCUUCCCUUUCCUUUUAAUUAAUGUAGCUCUCUUUUCUCUUCUGAUUGCCUCUUGCUCAUGCUUCAAUCCCAAGCUGCUUAGUGUCUCAAAAAUCCAAUCUAAUUCAGGUUGGUCUUUCGCUCCUGCAACAUGGUAUGGUAGCUCCAAUGGCGCUGGAAGCGAUGGUGGGGCCUGUGGAUAUGUGAAUGCUGUAGAGCAACCCCCAUUCUCUUCCUUGAUAUCUGCUGGUGGUCCUUCUUUGUACCAAUCAGGCAAAGAGUGUGGAGCUUGCUAUGAGGUAAAAUGCACAAACAAUACAGCAUGCUCUGGGGCUCCGGUAACAGUAGUGAUAACAGAUGAAUGCCCUGGUUGUGAGUCUAAUCAUUUUGAUUUGAGUGGCACUGCUUUCGGAGCCAUGGCACUCUCCGGCCACGCAGAUCAACUGCGUGAUGCUGGUCGCUUACAAAUACAAUAUAGAAGAGUACAGUGCAACUAUCCCGGAGUUACCAUAGCCUUCCAUGUGGAUGCUGGUUCCAACCCUAGCUACUUUGCUUCUGUAGUUGAGUACGAAGCCGGAGAUGGUGACCUAGCCAGUGUUGAUCUCAAACAGGCUCUGGACUCAGACUCAUGGCAACCCAUGCAGCAUUCUUGGGGUGCAGUUUGGAAACUUGACGCAGGUUCCACGUUGACGGCCCCAUUCUCUAUUAAGCUCACUGAAAUCGAGUCCGGGAAGACACUGGUGGCCAAUAAUGUCAUACCCGCCGGUUGGCAGCCAGGAAAAACCUAUAGAUCUCUAGUCAAUUUUUAAUGGCUAGCAGUCUUUAUAUGUAUUUACCUAUGUAUGAAUAAGAUAGAGUUACCCAUUUUGGAGUAAAUGUGGUCUGCUCGUCUUUUUUAUUUAUUGAUAUAACUGGUUUUUUUUCUACUC